CUUGACUAAACACCCACCUUUCUCCACUUGGAAAACAGACGUCUUGCAGUGUGCGUGAGAUAAAGAAACUGGAAACAGCAAGGCGCAUUCUUUCACUCCGUAGCGUAAAUGGCUUUGAGUAAACUGCAAUUGGAAAGAAGUAGGAAUACGGCAGCAAGUGGCUUUUUAAAGUACGACGCGAUGGAAUCCGUUACACUCCGUGCCGAGUGAGAAGAGAGGAGCAUCUUUUUACAGCCCAUGGCUAUGGAGAAUUCAAGUAUCAGCCCCCCGAACGGGUCGUGCUCUCCGCUUUGUGAGCGCAACUGGACGGAUUUUAACUGCUCCAUUCCUGGACAAUGUUUCUACCCUAACUUUUAUGUCUUGCUGCCCGUCAUCUAUUCUGUGAUUUGUGCCGUAGGGUUGACUGGCAACACCGCUGUCAUCUACGUCAUCCUUAAGGCACCCAAAAUGAAGACGGUUACUAACAUGUUUAUUUUAAACCUGGCCAUAGCUGACGACCUGUUCACCCUUGUUUUACCUAUCAACAUAGCCGAACACCUCUUACAAUACUGGCCUUUUGGUGAAGUACUCUGCAAAAUUAUCCUUUCCAUCGAUCACUACAACAUCUUCUCGAGCAUUUACUUCCUGACGGUGAUGAGCAUCGACCGGUACCUUGUAGUGCUCGCCACUGUGCGGUCCAAAAGAACCCCCCAUCGCACUUACAGAGCUGCCAAGAUAGUAAGUCUGUGCGUCUGGGUUCUGGUUAUCCUCAUCGUACUGCCCUUCACAGUGUUCGCCGGGGUCUACACUGUUCCGGAGGAGCCAGAUCACAAGAGCUGCGUGCUCAGUUUCCCUGGCUCCGAAACGUUUUGGGUUAAAGCCGGCCGGAUUUACACUCUCAUUCUGGGGUUUGCAAUUCCAGUGUCUACUAUCUGCAUCUUAUACACGAUGAUGCUUUACAAACUACGAAACAUGCGUUUAAACUCCAACGCGAAGGUGCUGGACAAAGCCAAGAAAAAAGUCACAGUAAUGGUUUUCAUUGUCCUGGCUGUGUGUCUGUUUUGCUGGACGCCUUUCCAUCUCAGCACGAUAGUAGCACUGACCACUGAUCUGCAAACGACCCCCUUGGUGAUCGGAAUUUCUUACUUCAUCACCAGCCUCAGCUAUGCGAACUCUUGUUUGAAUCCUUUCUUGUACGCGUUUCUAGACGACAGCUUCAGGAAAGCUUUUAAGAAAAUGUUGGAAUGUAGACCUGCUUAAACAGGGCACGUUAUAGCGCCUGGCAUAAUGUGCCAUGUGAGGCUCCUGCAUCUGAAAAUACCAGUGUCUGGGACGGGCGGAUAUGGGGAUGGCUAACUGGAAAUACACGGAGACACGGGUUAUUUCAGAUAUUGAUUUAAUUAGUAAAACAAAAUCGCUAUCAUUUGUGGAUCACAUGCUAAUGUUCGUUUUGCCUUUUAAAGUUGGAUUACAGCUCAUUACCUUAAAAUAAUCAUACCGUAGGAUUGUUUUUAAAUUAUUGAAUUAUACUUCUAAAGACACUUUAAUAAUUUCAGUUCUUAAGUGUAAUGCAUAUUAUUAGUUAUAUGAACCAAUAAUAUUUUUCAUAUUAUUUAAACAAUGCAUCACGGCUAAUAUUUG
Erpetoichthys calabaricus (reedfish) is the source of this 1620-nucleotide messenger RNA. It is a transcript of the gene npbwr2b, whose product is annotated as neuropeptides B/W receptor 2b. The coding region runs from base 238 to 1239 and encodes 333 amino acids. The record is from RefSeq and is a predicted model, not a curated record. The transcript is spliced from 3 exons. Gene Ontology annotation, cellular component: membrane; neuron projection. Lineage: Eukaryota; Metazoa; Chordata; Cladistia; Polypteriformes; Polypteridae. Gene Ontology annotation, biological process: neuropeptide signaling pathway. Gene Ontology annotation, molecular function: neuropeptide receptor activity; neuropeptide binding.